GCCAAACCAAAUUAAAUCAAUAAUUAUUAUGCUUAUAACAAUUGACAAACUAUUAGUAUCGAUUCUUAAUAAAACGAUUUUCUAAUUCCGCUUGUGGAAUAAAUACGAAACAUAAAUUUCUAAUUCAUUAAAAUUAUUCUGAAUGUCAAAAAUAUAAUAUAUUGUUACACACACAUGCUUAUGUACUUACCAUAUCAUGCUUUUAAAUCAAUAACAAUGUUUACAAAUAUUUUCUUAAGGCUUCACUAAAAGGUUUUUAUGUAUCAGAUGAGAAAUGCACAAUACUUAUUGCCAGAGUCGAAAUUAUAUAAAUUGUUGCUAUAAUAAUCCCAUAUAUCCUCCCAACGAAAACGCUGUAUCAAAUAAUAAUCAACAUAAUAAUAUUAAUAAAGCAAAUACUAAUUGUAAUAAUGUUAAUUAUUAUCCUUCAAUUCCUGCACCAACAGGCAUCAAUAACAUAAAUCGACAAAAUAGCAAAGAAAUUUUUUAUCCCUGGUCAUAUAAUCAUGUAACAACGACGCCAGCUGUUCAAGCGGCAAAUGGAAUACCAGUUAAUGAAAAAUGUUAUUCAUAUAAUUAUAAUAAUUAUAAUCAUUAUAAUAAUAAUUAUGAUUAUAAUAAUAAUAUUAAUAAAUGCGAUUAUGCAAAUAUAUCAACUCCACAGACUUCAAAUUGUACACCGAAAGCAUCAUAUGAUUAUAAGUAUCAGUGGCCUUUGAAUAAUAAUUGCAAAAAUAAUUAUUCAUCAUAUCAGCAUCAACAAAAUACGGUUACGCCAAAUUCAAAUUCAUCAACGGCACCACCAGCUGCACAUUACAAUUAUGAAAAUAGAUUACACGAAAAUGCCUUUAUUAAUUCACAUCAGUCAACCAUAUUACCACCAGCACCACCACCAACCCAUCAGACAGCAUUUCAUCAUCCACAAACAAAUAAUAGUAUUCAAUCUAAUUCAAGACUUAAACAAUCAUCAAAUUCUACAACAUUAGAUUAUUAUCAGCCUGAUAAUUCAAAGACUUUUGUAAAUUCGAAUUUAACACAUCAUACAUAUUAUAAACAAUGUUUUGUUCCGCGUUAUUCCGAGCCAAAUCCGCAUAAAAACUCUAUAUCAAUCCGAAAUCCUUUCGAAUAUCCAGAUGAAAGUUGUGGUACAAAAACUGUAAAUCCUGAAUCUAUCAACUAUGAUACAUACAAAAAAUCUCAAGUGAAUUUAAUCAAUUAUGAAACAUAUAAAAAGUCUGCUGUAGAAUUCCCCAUUAAUUAUGGGGAAAUAGGAUAUAGAAAAAAUAAUAGUGAAACAUCUGCAAUAGCAUGGAAUGCUAAUUAUAUUAAUGAACUACCAAACAAUAUAACCACAUCAAAUACAGAUAUUACAAGACACCAAAGAUACAUUAGUCAAGAGAAUGUUUGGAUUGAUAAAAGAUAUAUUAAUUGCCCCAAUUUUUCUACAACUGCAACUAAUUACCAAAUAAAUAACAAGAUUAUCGGAGAAUCAUCAUCAAAUUGUGCAUUCGAAUCUCGUCAUAUAAAUCCUGCAAAUUACUCGAAUAGUGAGUCAAUUGUAGAUCCUUUACCGACCGAAUUUCCUUUAAAUGAUUUUUACAGUCAUCAUCACCAACAACAUGUAGAUUUUUAUAACAUUAACAAUCAACUAUUGCAAACGAAUAUUAAUGCCUCGUAUGAAUAUGAAAGAUUUAACGUCCCUGAAAAUAACAAUUCAAAAGAAUCAUUAAUAUGUGGACAAGCUAUACGAGAUUUUAUUUCAAAUUGGAAUGAAGAAGAAGAUGAAGAUGCAUCAUUACAAACAAUUGAAGUUCCUGAUGCAAUACUAAUUAACAAAAAUAAUAAUGAAAAACAUGAAAAUAAUCUGAAAGUUAAGGACCAAAUUAAAGAAGAGGUGAUAACUGAAGAAGAAAAAGAGAAAAAUACUUUGCUCAAAAUCGAAAAAAUUGAAAAUGAAGAUAUUAAAACUGAAUUGAUAGAAAAUGAAAAAGAAUUAAAUGAUAUAGAAAAAAAUAGUAAUAGUGAAAUAAUAAAAUCAAGUGACCAAGAUAGUGCCUCAAUAACUAUCAAAAAUUCGGAAAUUAAAUCAAAAACUAAUAUCAAAAAAAUUAGAAGAAAUCAAAAACGAAACAAAUCAUUUCAAUCAAAUUUAAGAAAAGAAAGAUAUAAAAUUAUUAGAAAAAUUUAUAAAAUAAAAUGUUUUUACACCAAAUAUAUUUUACCAAAGAAUAAGUUCCUAUACAAAAAAGUGCCUCUUUCAAAAAGAUCAACAAAUUUAAUAAAAAAUUCUAAAACAAAUAGAAAAAAACCGAAUUAUGCUGAUUAUAAAACUAUUAAAAGAACAUAUAAGAAAAGAUUACAAAAAUUACGAUCUAAAAAUAAAGCAGUUUCAAAUGCAAAUUUAAAAUCUGAACCCGAUAUUAAAGAAAAUAACACCAAUAAUCGAAUUAUAGACGACAAUCAUGAUUCAAAUUCAACAAAAUCCGAUAUACCAUCAUUAAUCGAUAUUUGCGAACAAUUUAUAAUAAAUGAAACAAUUAAAAGUGGUUGUAAUUUAAAUGUUUAUUUAUAUGAAGCAUAUAAUUAUAAUAAUAAUAAUAAUUUUGACGAAAGUGAUUGUUCCAAUGACGAUAAUAAUAUUGAAGAAUCUUUAAAUACAACAACACCAACAACAACAGAAACUAAUUUAGAGGAAACUAAUAAAUCUUGCACAACGACAAAAACUUGUAAUGAUAAUAAUAUUAUAGAUACAAUUGAAAAUAAUGAAAAUAAUAUUUCUUCAUCACAAAAUUUAGAGAAAAACGAAAAUAAAUCUGUUUCAACCCCUACUACUAGUAAUAUUAAUUAUAUUGAUUCAAAUUCCAAUGUUAUAAUCGAUGAUAAUAGUCAAAUUAUUAACAGUAAUAGUAAUAGUAGCAGCCCUCCACCUAGUUUAUCAAUUCAUCAUGAAGAAAUUGUAGCAGAGAAUACACAAAAAUUUCAUUUGGAAAAAUUUGCCAAAGAUCUCAGGACUAAGUACUUAAAUAAAUGCAAUAUGAAAAAUUAUUUUAUAAGUAAAUUAUAUAAAAGAUAUAAAUGGAGAACAAAAUUUUAAGAAAAACAAAAAAAAAGUAAAAUAUUUAUAAAACGCAAAUUGUUUUUUAAUUGCACAAAAAGAAAAAUUUAUAUAAUAUAGUUUAAAAAUAAACUUUAAGAAAAUGUU
Molecule: messenger RNA, 3202 nt
Organism: Condylostylus longicornis
Lineage: Eukaryota; Metazoa; Arthropoda; Insecta; Diptera; Dolichopodidae
Product: probable cyclin-dependent serine/threonine-protein kinase DDB_G0292550
Exons: 2
Coding region: 275-3094 (939 amino acids)
Source: RefSeq, a predicted model, not a curated record